Camelina sativa (false flax) is the source of this 1240-nucleotide messenger RNA. Its product is annotated as F-box protein VBF. Lineage: Eukaryota; Viridiplantae; Streptophyta; Magnoliopsida; Brassicales; Brassicaceae. The record is from RefSeq and is a predicted model, not a curated record. Gene Ontology annotation, molecular function: protein binding.
CUAUCCCCAGGCAUAACUCAUAUAUCACAGUUAUCAAAGCAAAUCCACAUAACCAGAAAACAAAAUUCUGAAUCCAUAUAAGAAAAAAGAAGAAGAUGUUGUUACCAGAAGCAUGCGUAGCCAAUAUUCUUGCCUUCACUUCUCCAGCAGAUGUAUUAUCGUCGUCGGAGGUCUCUUCGGUUUUCCGGUUAGCCGGAGACUCCGACUUCGUAUGGGAAAAAUUUCUACCUUCCGGUUACAAAGGCCUACUCUCUCAAUCUACUGACCAUCAUCAAAGUUUCUUGUCGAAAAAGGAGUUUUAUCGAUGCUUCUGCGAUUCCAUUCUCAUCGACAAUGCUCGAAAGCUAUUCAAGAUCAGUAAAUUUUCCGGGAAAAUUUCAUACAUUUUAUCAGCAAGAGAUAUGUCCAUAACUCAUAGUGACCAUUCAUCUUACUGGUCUUGGAGCAAUGUCUCAGAUUCUAGAUUUUCAGAGUCAGCCGAACUUAUAACAACUGAUCGAUUAGAAAUCAAUGGUAAAAUCCAAACCGGAGUUUUAUCACCGAACACAAGAUACGGAGCAUAUCUGAUAAUGAAAGUAACCAAAGGCGUUUACGGACUAGACCUAGUUCCGGCGGAGACUUCAGUUAAAUCCAACAAUGGUCAAGUUAGUAGUAGUGCAACUUAUCUAUGUUGCUUGGAUGAGAAGAAACAACAAAUGAAGCGGCUGUUUUACGGAAACCGAGAAGAGCGAAUGGCCACGACAGUUGAGGCGGUUAGCGGGGACGGGAAAAGGAGAGAGCCGAAAGGUAGAGACGACGGGUGGAUGGAGAUUGAGUUAGGAGAGUUUGAGACACGAGAAGGAGAAGAUGAUGAGAUCAUUAUGAGUCUCACGGAGGUAAAAGGGUAUCAACUAAAAGGUGGCAUUGUGAUCGAUGGUAUUGAAGUGAGACCUGAAUCCCUGAACUAAGAUCAAGAUGCUAAAAGCUAUGCCAUUAAGUCUCACGGGGGGCUAAUAUGCGAACUGUUAAAAGAACGGAAGAAACUGAUUUUAUCUAUUUAUUUAUGUCUUGACCGUAGCCUAUUUUGUCUAUUUCUAUUCAUUAUUAUUGUGAACAUCUAAGGCAGUAGAAUUUUGCAGUUUUUAUUAUUUGGCUCGCAUGAAGAUAAUGUACAAUCUCACCUGAGUGGGUCAUUCUGACUAGAGUGUUUAGAGCGUGUUUAAUGGGAGAAUACAAUUUUGAGGCUCUUAAAAUUUUUAAA